GAGUUUAAGACAGAGACAAACAAAAGACGAGAGAUGGCUAACAGAAAAAACAAGGCUGGGAAGCUCUUCAUGUCGGGCUCCACACUGUUGUAUAUGGCUGCCGUGUGCAGUGCUGUCCCAGUCGGUGACCUGCUGGACCGAGCCUCUCAGGGCUCUGACACGCUGCACUCCCUCAGCACCAUACUUUCACACGAGCUGCAGGACUCUCAUUUCCCGCCUAUAGGCCGGGUGAUCAUGCCGCGCCCCUCAAUGUGCCACACAUCGUCCCUGCAGACGCCCAACGAUAAGGAGCAAGCCCUUCAAGUAUCCGAGUCAGAUCUGCUCUCAUUGGCUCGUUCCCUUCUCAAGGCCUGGAAAGACCCCCUGGUGGUCCUCUCCAACUCUGCUAACGACCUUCCCCACCCAGCCCACAACAGCAUAUCCAACAAGAUCCAGCAGCUUCAGGAGCACUCCAAGAGUCUGGGAGACGGCCUGGAUAUUCUCUCUGGCAAGAUGGGUCCAGGGGCUCAGAGCAUCUCCUUUCUGCCCUACAGAGGAGGCAAUGACAUCGGCCAAGACAAGAUAACCAAACUUACCAACUUUCAUUUCCUGUUGUCCUGUUUCCGCCGGGACUCCCACAAGAUCGAUAGCUUCCUGAAAGUCCUGCGCUGCCGGGCCGCCAACAUGUGCUAAAGGUUGAGACAGGUUGCUUGACUCUAAGGGUCGUAUUUUCUCAACGCUUCUAUUGCCUACAGAUUAGCAUGUUUUACAUUUAUGUUUUCUUUGGCAAACAUUAUCAUUUCAAAGUGUUUGCCAUUAUGGGCUUGCAGAAGGGAAAAAUAAGUUGGAGUUGCACAGGAAUCGUUGACUUUUGAAACAACUUUUGGCCACCAAACAUUGACCUCACAGAUCAAAUUCACAUUCACCAUCAUGGUAAAUACUGUAUUGAGCAGUGUAAGACAUUUUUAGAAAGGGACAGCAGCAGCCAUGUUAGCCUAAAGAUUUAUUCUGUAAUUCAGUCUUGCUAAUAAUGGCUUGUUAACUUCCUUUAGAAGAAUCAAACAUUCCCCCAGAUGUUUCCAGCUGGUCUGGCAUUAUGAAGUGAAUUUAUUUUGGGCCAUAAAUUUAGUAAAUAUUUGUUUUUGCCCUAUACACAAUCCGAUGACAGACUGCAGCAUUUGCACUUUAGAUUUUAUUACGCUUUCUUGAAAGCAUUUUAAAGUGAUGGCUUUAUAAUGCAAUAGUUCUAUAAGUUGUAUGCCUAUUAAAAAACAUCUCUUGCAAAUACA
Labrus bergylta (ballan wrasse) is the source of this 1268-nucleotide messenger RNA. RefSeq names its product prolactin (gene prl). NCBI's taxonomy places the organism in Eukaryota, Metazoa, Chordata, Actinopteri, Labriformes, Labridae. Gene Ontology annotation, molecular function: hormone activity. Gene Ontology annotation, biological process: positive regulation of receptor signaling pathway via JAK-STAT; response to nutrient levels; positive regulation of cell population proliferation. The record is from RefSeq and is a predicted model, not a curated record. Gene Ontology annotation, cellular component: extracellular region.